This is a messenger RNA of Penicillium cosmopolitanum, 3030 nucleotides long. RefSeq lists its product as uncharacterized. Gene Ontology annotation, biological process: regulation of DNA-templated transcription; DNA-templated transcription. Gene Ontology annotation, molecular function: zinc ion binding; DNA binding; DNA-binding transcription factor activity, RNA polymerase II-specific. Bases 1 to 3030 code for a protein of 1009 amino acids. NCBI's taxonomy places the organism in Eukaryota, Fungi, Ascomycota, Eurotiomycetes, Eurotiales, Aspergillaceae. The transcript has 2 exons. The record is from RefSeq and is a predicted model, not a curated record.
AUGGAUUCAGAAGACCACGGCCCACCCGAUAUAGGGCUGAUUCAAUGCGGACUUUGUCAGUCAACUUUCACUCGACAAGAACAUCUCCGCCGUCACGUUCGCAGCCACACGACGGAGAAGCCAUACCAUUGCUUGCAGUGCGAAAAGUCCUUUUCUCGCCUGGAUGUCCUCCAUCGUCACAAUCAAUCACAUGGUUCUAGGCCAUUCAACUCGCAGACGAGGGCUAAUUCUAGAGCAUGCAAGGAAUGUGCUGCGUGUCGUGUCCGCUGCCCACGCGGUAACCCGUGCAGCCGAUGUUUUCAGAGGCAGGUUCCAUGUGUCUAUCCCUCGGCGCGAAAAAGAAAAGUCCUGACCGAUGAUACGAUUCACGGGUACACAUCACCCAAAAGGAAAAGCGCGUCGUCUUCUGGGCGCACAAGCUUGCGCUUCGAGCAGGAUCAGCAAUCCAUGGCCCUCGCUGGCCCGAUAUCGACUUUAAACCCCUCAGGGCCAGGCCCACAGAUUGAAGCUUUGGAUGCGACAGCAUCGAGUCUGGCGGCUGAAAACAAUAGGGAGUGGCUAUCAUUACAAAAUUCUGGCGAGUUCACGGAACCUAGUCCCGGACUAGUCAACGGAGUUAUACCGGAAUUCGAUCCCCAUGUACUCGACAAUGAUCUAAACGAAUGGCUUGGGAACAUGGCCUCUGUGAACUGGCUAUCGCCCCAAGAUGCCGACAACCUCUUUCCAGAGGGCCAACUAGAAAGCUUACUUCUACCCGGGAUCAGCGACAGCGGAUUUGAGCUAGUUGAAAACGCGGACGGAGCUCGCAAUCAGUUAUUCGAGACGGUCAACAAUGCUCCCAACGUCGAAAAUACUCAUACCGCUUCGAUUUCAGUGUCAUCGCUCCAUUCGGCAGGCGAACAACAUCCCCCGGGAACAAAGUCCUCUACUUCAAAGCUAUCAAAUGGCACGGCCAGAAGAUCAGCGCCACGCUCCCCGGAAGGCACAUACUAUAUUGAAGGCGGCGUCGGCCGUGCACCCUUUAAAGGUAGAUCAAGCUGGAAAGCGGGGAUUUACUCCAACGGGGGCCGGAAGAUGGUCGAACCACCCGGGAAAGACUCGGUAUGCUCUGAAAAUAUCAACAUAUCACCCCUGCCGUCUGUUUCGACGGGGAAAUAUCAAUCAUUCGUCCGCAGACUGGUGAAUGUGUCUGAUAUAUUGAGGCUGAACAUGGAAAUUCCCACUCAAGAUGAUGUAGAGGACCUGGUUCGCCUUUACUUUGAUGGAUUUCACCCAACAUAUCCAUUUCUAUUACAAGGCCCUUCUUUAUUCAGUUCGGACUCGGACUGGAUCCUUCUCCUGGCCGUUGUAGCUACUGGGUCGCGAUAUGCAAACAGCGCCAAAUACCGAUGCCUCGGAAAAAUCCUAGUACAUAUAAUUGACCGGGAAUUAAGCAAUCAAAUCAGUAAUCCUCCAGCUGAUGAUUGCAAUGGUUUGUGGAAUCCUGUUCCGGGGCCUGUGGAUCAAAGACAUCUAGAUCUCGUUGCACUUCAGUCUGCAGUACUGAACUGUCUGUUUCUACUUCAUUGUGGGAAGCAAAGCGCAGUUCAGCGUGCUCUUCAUCACAGGUAUCACAUUAUAGAGGCCUUCCACUCCCUAAAUAUACUCGCUGCAGCUAAAGCCCCACUCCAGGGGGCAGGUGAACCCAACCAGGAUAAUUCUCUCGGGAGUUGGAUCGAAUCAGAAUCGCGAAUCAGAACCGGUUGGAUGAUAUGGGUACGUCUGUCCUGUAUUCGCCUCAUUGCAGAUAUUUCUUCUAUUGCUUAUACUUUUCAGUUGCUCGAUUCGAUUGUCCACUAUGAGUUUCAUUGUGCGCCUUUAAUUCAGUUAGGUGACACGAACGCCCGUCUGCCUUGUCGUGAUGACCUCUGGGACCUUUGCUUGGGGUCGGAAACUGUCCCUGGGAUAAAAGAUCAGUCAGAUUAUUGUCUUCCGCACACUGACUCUGGGGUUUAUUUUGCAGUGACAUUAAUGAAAGCCCUUGAAAUGCUUUAUAUUGAAAAGACCUUGCCACCAAACUUGGGUGAUCUCGGCACAAAUAUUUUGAUCUUUGCAAUAUGUCGACGCAGUCGGGAAGCCAGCAUACAACACCAAACCGAACUCACUUUCUGGUCACCAAAUGCACAGAAGCAGACGAGACUGUCCCCUUGUUCGCCGCAGGAGACAUGGCCACCGGAAAUGCCAUCCCUAUCGAAAUGGCGAAAUGCCGCCUGUGACUGCUUGGAUAUUUUGCAUUGGAAUGCUAAUAGCAUAGCAGCGCGGGUUGGUGGCUGGGAACACUCGACCAUCCUGGAUCUUCACAUUGCGCGCCUCAUAAUUCUAACUCCGCUGAAGCAUAUCCAGACACUAACAAUGUAUUCGAUGGUGUCUUGCAAUUUUCCAGUCUCAAACUCAGCGGAAUAUAUGACAGCCCGAUCUCAUACUCUCCGGUGGGCCAUUCGUGAUCAAUACAAGGCGAGGCUGAGCAUAAUUCAUGCUGGUGCUCUGCUUUGGCAUGUCCGACGAUACAGCACCAACAGCUUUUUGGAGCCAUUUGGAGUAUAUACAGCGACUCUUGUUAUAUGGGCGUAUAGUGUGUCAAUGCUGAUCAUGCAAAGCCACUGCCUUCAGCGGCCUGGCACUCCAGAGUCUCAGGCAGUCCCCGAUGACUCUGUACGACAGGGGGACCAUUCCUCCCUCCAAGAGAUGGCAAUUGAGACAGAGGAUAGUGAUAUUGAAUGCGAGCCUAUGGUGAUUCAGCUAGAUCGGCCUUGUGAUGAUGAAAUUGUACAGGCAUAUGUUCGUACUGGGGAGAAAAUGUCGGCUCGGAUGCAUCGGGUUGGGGACAUCUGUGGAAAGGAUGCGCCACGGCGAAUUCUCAAACUCGGAAUCAAACUACUUAAAGGCAGUUCAAAUAGCCCCGAAGAUAUAAUACCUGGGUGGGGGGGUGGAAAAUUCUUAUAUCGAAUGUCUAAGCACCAUCACUCGUCGGGCUACGACGUCGGGGACUGA